Molecule: messenger RNA, 1233 nt
Organism: Cyclopterus lumpus (lumpfish)
Lineage: Eukaryota; Metazoa; Chordata; Actinopteri; Perciformes; Cyclopteridae
Gene: ebi3
Product: Epstein-Barr virus induced 3
Exons: 6
Coding region: 228-1025 (265 amino acids)
Biological process (GO): cytokine-mediated signaling pathway
Cellular component (GO): external side of plasma membrane; membrane
Molecular function (GO): protein binding; cytokine receptor activity
Source: RefSeq, a predicted model, not a curated record
CACAGACACACAGACACACAGACACACACACAGACAUACACACACACACACACAGAGCAGACAGCAGGCUGUAAAGCGGUUCCUUAUCUCUGAACUCUGAAGUCGAGUCCGAUCCCAAGGGAGCGUGAACGGAGCAAAGAGCCAAAAGAAACAAUAGAAAAGAGGAGUGGAUAUUUUGAGUGUUUCACACACUUUAACGGUCAUAAUUCCUCCCGCCUGAAGCCGCGAUGGCGCCGGCGCUCGGCGGCGUGUGCGUCACCGUGACGCUCCUCGUGUGUGUUCUCGGAGGCCGAGCCGUGGACCUGCAGAGGCUGACCGCAGCAUCGGUGGACCCCCCCUCCACUCCCUCAGACCCCCCCCCCACUCCCACGGUAGCCUGUUGGUGUGCGAGCUACCCCAACGUGACUCUCUGCUCCUGGCCUGAACCCGCCGGAUCCCCACCGACGCGCUACGUCGCCACUUACAGCGAGAGGCGCACACAGCUGCUCACCAGGCCGUGCCGACUCAUCCGACCCGGCUCCGCAUCCUCCGACCUGGUUCCGGCUCCGUGGGCCUCGUCUCAGAAGCUCUGGCGCUGCCAGCUGCCCGACCUGAAGCUCCUCACUGACUACGUCCUGAACGUCACAGCCGUGUCUUCAGCCGGGAGCAGCUCUCAUCUCUCCAGCUUCAUGUUGGAGGAUAUCGUGAAACCAGACCCCCCCGUGGAGGUCCGGGUUUCCCUUCCCGACUCCAGAAACCUGCUGGUGGAGUGGUCUCCUCCCCCGACGUGGACCAACCUGGACAUCUUCCCCCUGAAGUACCUGAUCCGGUACCGGUGGGAGGACCGGGGCAGCCUGAAGUCUGUCAAUCUGGGUCCCUUCGAGAACACCAGGAAGCAGCUGAAGGGGCUGGCCUCCGGGAGGACCUACCUGUUCCAGGUGUGCGCUAUGGAGCUGCUGGGUCUGGGCGCGUGCAGCAGCUGGAGCUCACCUGUGGAACACAGCAUCCCAAAGGCCGGACCCUUGAGGCUCCCUCACACCUCCUGAUUCAGGCUCUCCUUGAAGCUGCAGAACGUGCCCGAGCAAUGCAUUUAUUUAUUUAUAAAGGAGGACAAAGUGUAUAUUAUAUGUACAGUGUACAAUCUGCAUUUUCCAUUGAAUACUGUAUUGUUUUGUUAAACUACAGAAACCAAACUGUAAGACAUUGUGAUCCUUUUUUUUUGUUGAAAAAUUGAAUAUAAAAAAUAAAAGUACA